Messenger RNA from Hemicordylus capensis (graceful crag lizard), 2516 nucleotides. RefSeq names its product SLAM family member 6-like. Lineage: Eukaryota; Metazoa; Chordata; Lepidosauria; Squamata; Cordylidae. The record is from RefSeq and is a predicted model, not a curated record. The transcript has 6 exons. Bases 439 to 1521 code for a protein of 360 amino acids.
CUGCUUGGGGUCCUCCUCCUGUGGUCUGGUGCUUGCCUCGGAGGGAGCUCUUGCAAGCGGAGGGCUGGAAAGGGAGCGGGGCAAGAUCAAGCAAAGCAACGCCCGGCGGGGCUGGGUUGGACAGUCGGGAGGGAUCGCUUGGCCAAGGCUGUGUGCGGGCGAUCUGCGAAACCGCCUCGAGCUGGGAGGAACAGUCCGAGAUCUGGGGCUUCGGGGAAGACGACGGGCGGCAAGCAGAGCCUUGGAUGGAGCUAGUCGGUGGGGGAGGCUGGCCUUUGGGCCGGGAAGGCCCCCCCCCCCGGCUGGCAUCGCUGUCUAAGCAGCAGCGCCGGCGUCUUCCAGCUCCUCCCAGGAACUCUUGCUCCGGGAGCAGCACUUUCACAAGCAAGGGGUGGCUCUUUCUCGCUUUCUCCAGCACUUUGUGCAGUCCAGGCACCGAUGGGGACUGCACGACUACUCGCACAGUGGCCUUUCGCCGUGGGGUGGCCCCCCAGCCCCAGAACUGUCCGGCAAACGCCUCUCCUGAGUUCGCCAGCCGCCCUGGCUGGAGGAGCGAUGAGGGGCGGCACGAGCUGGAGGAGCCUCCUCGUUCUGCUGGCGGGGCUGGGGGCCGCCAUCGCCCCUUGCCGCGCAGGCCAGAAUCCUCCUCUGCAUCAGGUGAAUGGGAUCCCGGGGGGAUCAGUCCAGCUUUCUGCCGAUAGAUCCUCAGCAAAAGAUGUGUUACAUAUUGAAUGGGACUUUAAUGGCACUUUGGUGAUUGCGGAGUACAAAGCUGGAGCACUGAAGCGACCAAAUCCCAAGGACCGAUUUGGGCCACGACUGGAAAUGGCCGAUGGGUCCGAGCUGGAGAUCAAGAACCUGCAGGUGGAGGACAGUGGAAGAUACAGGUGUCAUGUGACGCUUAAGUCAGGAGAGAUUCAAGAAGCAGCAUUCCAUCUUCUUGUCCAUGAAUUGGUUCCGCCACCAGAGAUAUCCGGCCAUCUAAUUUCCAAGAUGCCGGAUGGAUGCAAUGUGACCCUGCAGUGUCAGGUGCCUGGAAAGGGGGAAUUAAAUGUCUCCUGGAAAAGAGGAGACCUUCCUGGAGAUCUGGAAAGAGGUUUGUCCUGGUACCAGAUCUCCAACCACGGCAGGGAUCUCCACUUGUGGUGGCAACCCAACUCCUCGGACUCCACCUUCACAUGCCUAGUCAGCAAUCCUGUUGACGGGAAGAACGCCUCCGUCAACUUGCUCACCAUCUGCCCAAGUGGAGCGAAUAUUCUAUCGGGAGGAGCUGGACAGAAGAGGUGGCGGUGGCCAAUUGCCAUGGGAUUUACAGUUCUGCUAUCUGCAGCUUUGCUGAUCUGGUGGCAAUGGAUGAGAAGGGAAGUGCCAGUUAUUGCUGAUUCUGAGCUGCAAGGCGUAAGGACCGGAGAAGGAAGGCACCCCCAAGGAGGCAAUGAGGAGGACCAGACUGUGAAACCGACAUGCCUGACAAACUGCAAUGAAGAAGAGUCUGACGCUACCUCUCCCAAUGCCUCCUGAUCUUUCGGAGCAGGACAACAACACGGGUUCCUGGGAGUGAGGCAUCAUUUAAGCAACGAUUUCCAUGGCUUAGCUCCUCCAGAACAUGCAAGUAGGCCCAGGUUCCACCCUGAAACAGGGAGCAAGUGGACUUUAGUAGAUAGGCAUAUUGCGCCAAAAAGGCCUGAGUUCAAAUCCUGCCUCAGAAAGGAAGCACACUAGAAGCCUUGGACUCCUGCUUCUUUGUGUUUUAUGUAUUUUAAUGGGUUAUAUUUUUAGAGAUUUUUAAAAUAUUUAUAUUAUCUGUACUUUUGUAUUUUAAUCAUGUAUUAAUUAUACUGUAAACUGAAAUUUUAAUGAAAAGCGGAAUAAAAAUAGAACAAUGAAUGAAUGGAUGAAUAAAAAGUUUUAAAGUUUAAUUUUUAAAAAUGUAUUGUAUUGGAAUAUAUUAAUAAAUUGUAUUGUAAAUGGGUCAUGCUGGGGAACUUCCUUCGAACCUGUGGUCUUUGCGAGUGUUCCCUCUAACAGGGAUUCCCAGAUCUUGUGGACUACAACUCCAAGAAUCCCCAGCCACAGUUCCCCCAGCACAGUUCGUCUUGUUUUGGCAUAUUCACCUGGGUAAAUGUGGUUUCUGUUAUCAUACACAUAGAAAGUUUGUAUUAUUAUAUUUAUGUAAAAGCAUUUUCCUUAAUGUAUGGUUUAUUCUUUGUUGCAUCAGCAUUUGAAAAGUUUUUGUGGAGCAACUUACACUCCCCUGGAAGAAUUUUAGCAAUGGGGAUUGGAGGAAGUAAUACAGAAACUUUACAGCAACCAGGGUGAAGAUGCUGACUUUGUGAAACUGUUUAGACAUUCACAGUUGGAAAUAAUGGAUUUCUGAUGAAGCAGCAGCGAAAGAAAGAUUUAUCACAAAAUCUUGUUAAAUAUAUACUUAUUGUAUUGUAUUGGUUAUACAUUAUUUACAUUGUAGAAAGUUGAUACAUUUCAUGUUUACAUAAAUAGUUUACAUCUUGUUCAUU